AUGUCUUUGAGAUCAGUCAGCAGUACAUUUGUCCGUAAUUUGAAGCCUGUCAAUGCCACCAGACUUGGUUUAACUACCCCCUGUUUGCGUACAUACGCCACCGAGAAAAAAGCAGCAGUUCAUCCUCCCAGACGUACCUUUCUUCACAACAAGUACAACGACAUUAUUGAAAACAACCGAGUCGUCUUUAUCUUCCAACACAACAACUUGACUGUGAAGGAAUUCACUCACAUCAGACAACAAUUAGGUGAAUUACCUGGUGGAUCUGCUUUACCCAAGCUCACUGUAUUGAAAUCAGGCGUCUUCUCUGCUGCUUUGCGUGAGACUAAAUUCGCCAAUUUGGAGCCCUUGGUGAGUGGACCUACCUGUGUGUUAUCCACCAAUGUGGCCGAUGCAGAACACCCUGAUUUGUUGAAGAAGUCUGUCGAGUUAUUAGCAAAGAACAAAAAGAUGCUCUUAUUGGGUGGUAAAUUGGAUAACGUCUUGUUGACACAGGCUGAUGUCCUGAAGGUUGUUGAAUUGCCUUCUCUUGAACAAUUGAGAGCUCAAGUCGUGGGUGUCAUUGAGGCUCCUGCUCGUAAAUUGUUGGGUACCUUGGAGCAACCUGCCAAUGAGUUGCACAGUGUUUUGGAUAGAAGAAUUUAA
Mucor velutinosus is the source of this 645-nucleotide messenger RNA. RefSeq lists its product as uncharacterized. Gene Ontology annotation, biological process: translation. Gene Ontology annotation, molecular function: structural constituent of ribosome. NCBI's taxonomy places the organism in Eukaryota, Fungi, Mucoromycota, Mucoromycetes, Mucorales, Mucoraceae. The transcript is spliced from 3 exons. The coding region runs from base 1 to 645 and encodes 214 amino acids. The record is from RefSeq and is a predicted model, not a curated record. Gene Ontology annotation, cellular component: mitochondrial large ribosomal subunit.